Messenger RNA from Puma concolor (puma), 2439 nucleotides. Lineage: Eukaryota; Metazoa; Chordata; Mammalia; Carnivora; Felidae. The record is from RefSeq and is a predicted model, not a curated record.
AUGACGCCCGGCAAACAUUCCCGAGCCUCAGCUAGAGCCGCUAACGCCGAGGGUUGGGGACAGGGACUCCAGAAGCAGCCAGGGAAGGGGUGGCCCACCACUCCACAGCCUGUCGCAACCAUGCCUAUCUCUCCAGCAAACAGCCGCAAGCAGCAGAACCUCUGGUUGAGCACUGGCCCACAGCCAAAGAAGUCUAUUAGCUUUAUCAGCACAGUAAAAGGGACCCAAACAAAAGGAUAUAGUGGUGCAAACCAAAGCAGAAUGGCUCUGUCAAAAACCUUGACAAUUGCACCUGAGAUAAAAGCAGAAAAAAUGAGUAUUUCUACCCCAAGGACAGUCAUACAGAACCACAAAGUUGGAGGUCUCACACCUCCUGAUUUCAAAACUUACUAUGAAACUGUAGUAAUCAAUGUAGCGUCAGUUUUAGGAAGCAGCAUAGUUUCUAAGUCAAGUGUAUCUACUACUGAAUCAAUAGCAGAAGACCUAGAAGAACCAUCCUAUAAACGAGAAAAAUUGACUAGUUUUACAGAUUUACGAGUUGUGAGGGCAACACCUGGAAAAAUUGUAACAAAAGAAGACCUAGAAAAGACUAUAGAGAUAAUACUCACAGAGACGGAAACACUGAGAUUUUUUAACCUACCGACAGUCAUGGUUUCUGUAGAAUCUGAAGAAGCUAUGAAAGUAAGGUGGAGAAACAAGAAUUAUGAGACCCUUUGUAGAAAUAGAUUAGGCAAUGAUUUAUAUGCUGAAAGGAUGAUGCAGACUAUUAAUGGAGCACCAAAGAAUAAAGAUGUUCAGUGUGACAAAAUCGUAAAAGAAGACAAAGGUAUAAUGUCCACUGCUUGGGAUUUGCAUGAUUCUUAUAUUGCUAUGGAGCUUUCAUCUUUACCAGCAAAACAAUCUAUCCUUGAUUCAUGUGGUAAAGCAAAUGUACCUUCUAAAGAUCGAGAGCAAAGAGUGCCGGGGAGUACUACAGAAAAAGAUAGUGAAGCUAGUUCUUUAAUGGAUAUAGAAAAUGUAAUUUUGACUAAAGUCCAUGAUGAUGAAGUAGACCACUCAGAGACAAUAUUGAAAUCUGACAAGUUUCAUCAGGAUUUAUUUUUUAUGGAACGAGUUCUAAUGGAAAAUAUAUUUCAACCAAAACUUGCAGCUUAUCGUCAGCUUCCUAUUUUAAAAGAACCAGAACCUGAAAAACCUGAAGACUUUCAAGAAGGUGAAAAACUUGAAAAUACGGAGGAAGAGGGUCAGAAGGAAGAGGAAGAAGAAAUAGAAAUAAGUACAGGACAAUCAACAAUACCAGCCAAUUUAGAACGACUUUGGUCCUUUUCCUGUGACUUAACCAAAGGCCUUAAUGUGAGCAGCCUUGCCUGGAAUAGAACAAAUCCUGACCUUUUGGCUGUUGGCUAUGGGCACUUUGGAUUUAGAGAGCAAAAAAGAGGAUUGGCUUGCUGCUGGUCAAUAAAGAAUCCUAUGUGGCCAGAACGUAUUUAUCAGAGUCCAUAUGGAGUUACUGCUGUGGAUUUCUCCAUUGGAGCACCUAAUCUUUUAGCAGUUGGCUAUCACAAUGGUACCAUUGCAAUUUAUAAUGUACAGAGCAACAGUAAUGUUCCUGUUCUGGAUAGUAGUGAAUCACCUCGAAAACAUUUGGGACCUGUAUGGCAACUACAGUGGAUAGAACAAGAUCGAGGUACAACAGGGGAUGACAAAAGAGAAAUACUAGUUUCUAUAUCAGCAGAUGGAAGAAUCUCCAAAUGGGUUAUACGGAAAGGACUGGACUGUCAUGAUUUGAUGCGUUUGAAGCGAACUACUUCUAGCAGCAGCAAAAAGGGAGGGGAAAAAGAAAAGAAAGGUGAAGCUCUGAUAUCUCGACAGGCCCCUGGAAUGUGUUUUGCUUUUCAUCCUAAGGAUACAAAUAUCUAUUUGGCUGGCACCGAAGAGGGUCAUAUUCACAAAUGUUCUUGUUCAUAUAAUGAACAAUACCUAGAAACCUACAGAGGACAUAAGGGUCCAGUGUAUAAAAUAGCAUGGAAUCCAUUUUGUCAUGAUGUGUUCUUAAGCUGUUCUGCAGAUUGGGGUGUUAUUAUAUGGCAACAGGAGAAUCCCAAGCCAUUUUUGAGUUUUUAUCCAACUACUUAUGUUGUUUAUGAUGUUGCCUGGUCUCCAAAAUCAGCCUAUAUAUUUGCAGCCGCGAACGAGAGCAGAGUAGAGAUUUGGCACCUUCACAUCAGCACUUUGGAUCCUCUGAUUGUGCAUGUUGCUAACCCCGGAAUCAAGUUCACAACUGUCCUCUUUGCCAAACAAACAGAUUGCCUUCUGGUGGGUGAUAGUGAUGGACAGGUUGGUGUGUAUGAACUGAGAAAUAUGCCUGCUGCUUUGGAUUCUGGCUGGGGAGAUGUAAUAGAUAUUUUGAUUGGAUCCAAGUCAAAACAACCAGGAUAA